Saccharomyces kudriavzevii IFO 1802 is the source of this 450-nucleotide messenger RNA. RefSeq names its product CCR4-NOT core subunit BTT1 (gene BTT1). The record is from RefSeq and is a predicted model, not a curated record. The transcript has a single exon. NCBI's taxonomy places the organism in Eukaryota, Fungi, Ascomycota, Saccharomycetes, Saccharomycetales, Saccharomycetaceae. Bases 1 to 450 code for a protein of 149 amino acids. Gene Ontology annotation, cellular component: cytosol; nascent polypeptide-associated complex.
AUGCCUAUAGAUCAAGAAAAAUUAGCCAAAUUACAAAAGCUGUCAGCGGCAAACAAAGUUGGUGGCACAAGAAGGAAAAUAAACAAGAAGGGCAAUCUGUUCAAUAUAAAUGACAAGGACGAUAGUAGAUUACAAACAGAACUGCAUAAACUGCAUCCAUUGACGAUUGAAGAUGUUGCUGAAGCAAAUUUUUUCAAGAAAAAUGGGAAGGUUUUACAUUUCAAAAAUGCAGUUGUUCAGAUUGCACCCCAAUGUAAUGUCACAGUGCUUCAUGGUCAACCAAAAGAGAACACAAUUCAUGGCUUAUACCCAAGUGUGGCUUCCCAAUUAGGUAACCAAGAGCUUGAUUAUUUGACAAAUUUAGCUCAUAAGCUAGAAAAUGAACGGACAAUUCUCGAUCAACUGGUUGAGGGAGAUACCAGGACAAAAGAACGAGAAACGAAUGGUUAA